Lindgomyces ingoldianus is the source of this 2692-nucleotide messenger RNA. Its product is annotated as elongation factor G, mitochondrial. Gene Ontology annotation, cellular component: mitochondrion. The record is from RefSeq and is a predicted model, not a curated record. The coding region runs from base 76 to 2478 and encodes 800 amino acids. Gene Ontology annotation, molecular function: GTP binding; translation elongation factor activity; GTPase activity. Gene Ontology annotation, biological process: mitochondrial translational elongation. The transcript has 4 exons. NCBI's taxonomy places the organism in Eukaryota, Fungi, Ascomycota, Dothideomycetes, Pleosporales, Lindgomycetaceae.
AGCAGACGGCUGCGUCGUCCUCUCUUUUCCUGCUUUCCUGCUUUCCUGCACUUCCUGUAAUCAAUUUUAUUGCAGAUGAGGGUCCAGUCCCUCACCCGGGCGCAAUCGCUUGCGGCGGCCUGCAUAAGAAAUAGUUCGAGACAAGCUGCACGAGCUCCCUCGAGAUACACUUUGUUGACAGCUGCGAUCCCACGCGCCAGAUAUAACAAUGGAUUGAUCACUGGUCUGAGACUGAAUAACGACAAGACGUAUGGUCAGAGAAGAUGGCAAUCUGGCGCCGCGGCUGCAGUGCUCGAGAAAGCUACCGCAGACCCUUCCACGCUCGCUCAAGAUAUAAUCAUCGAUAAUCUAGAUCCUCUCGAAGCGGCGCGAUUGUCGAAAGUCAGGAAUAUUGGCAUUGCGGCACACAUUGACUCCGGCAAAACGACGGCAACCGAACGCGUCCUCUUUUAUACUGGCCGCAUCAAUAGCAUCCACGAAGUGCGCGGCAAAGAUGCCGUCGGCGCAAAAAUGGACUCGAUGGAUCUCGAGCGUGAAAAGGGUAUUACUAUUCAAUCCGCGGCUACCUUUUGCGACUGGGUGAAGAAGGAAAACGGACAGGAGGAGAAGUACCACAUCAACCUAAUCGACACCCCAGGCCAUAUUGACUUCACAAUUGAGGUGGAGAGAGCGUUACGAGUGCUGGACGGUGCUGUCAUGAUAUUGUGUGCUGUUAGCGGCGUGCAGAGUCAGACCAUCACUGUUGAUAGGCAGAUGAGGAGGUACAAUGUCCCCAGGAUAUCUUUCGUUAACAAGAUGGAUCGAAUGGGCGCGAACCCUUGGAAGGCUGUAGAUCAAAUUAACCAGAAGCUGCGGAUACCGGCUGCAGCCAUUCAAGUGCCAAUCGGACGAGAGGACAGCUUCCAGGGGAUUGUAGAUCUUAUCAGGAUGAAGGCUAUCUACAAUGAAGGAUCUAAAGGAGAAAUUAUCGUGGAGAAGGAAGUUCCAGCAGACCUGGUCGACUUCGCGAAGGAGAAAAGACACAAACUGAUCGAGACUUUGGCGGAUGUCGACGAUGAAAUAGCGGACAUGUUCCUAGACGAACAAGAGCCGACGCAAGAGCAGAUCAAAGCGGCAAUCCGACGUGCCACUAUUGCUCUGAAGUUCACCCCGGUGGUGAUGGGCUCCGCGUUAGCUGAUAAGUCAGUCCAACCCAUGCUGGACGCCGUGUGCGAUUAUCUCCCCAAUCCCUCCGAAGUCGAGAAUCUGGCGCUUGAUAAGACACGAAAAGAGGCACCAGUCAAACUAGUGUCGUACAACUCGUUGCCGUUUGUGGGGCUGGCGUUUAAGCUCGAAGAGAGCAACUUUGGACAACUAACGUACAUCCGAGUCUACCAGGGAAGCUUGAGAAAAGGUAUGAAUGUCUUCAAUGCUCGCUCAGACAAGAAGAUCAAAAUUCCAAAAAUUGUCCGCAUGCACUCCAACGAAAUGGAGGAAGUACAGGAAAUUGGAGCUGGAGAAAUCUGCGCCGUAUUUGGUGUCGACUGUGCGUCUGGAGAUACCUUCACUGAUGGAUCUUUGGGAUACACCAUGACCUCCAUGUUCGUUCCUGAGCCUGUCAUCUCCCUCUCCAUCAAGCCGAAAAACAACAAAGACACGUCCAACUUUAGCAAAGCCAUGAAUCGCUUUCAACGUGAGGAUCCUACCUUCCGCGUCCAUGUGGACCCUGAAUCCCAAGAAACUGUCAUUUCGGGGAUGGGAGAACUGCACUUAGACAUUUAUGUCGAGCGCAUGCGACGAGAAUACCGUGUCGACUGUGAAACCGGCCAGCCGCAAGUCGCAUACCGAGAGACGAUUACCCAGCGCGUAAACUUCGACCAUACAUUGAAGAAACAAACAGGUGGAUCCGGAGACUUCGCCAGAGUUGUUGGGUGGAUGGAACCCAGUGAGUCGCUCACAGAAAACAUGUUCGAACAACAAAUCUCCGGCGGCACGAUUUCCGAGAAAUUCCUCUUUGCUUGUGAGAAGGGUUUUAUGGCCUCCUGCAAAAAUGGCCCUCUCCUCGGCCAUAAGGUGCUCGGCGCCUCCAUGGUAAUCAACGAUGGCGCUACCCAUGCUGUCGACUCCAGCGAAAUGUCCUUCAAGAACGCAACGCAACAAGCCUUCCGUAAGGCCUUUAUGGCUGGGCAUCCCCAAGUCCUCGAACCCCUCAUGAAAACCACCGUCACUGCACCCAAUGAAUUCCAAGGCAAUGUUGUCGGCUUGUUGAAUAAGCGUAAUGCGGUCAUCAAUGACACUGAAAUUGGCCCAGAGGAUUUCACAGUCUAUGCGGACUGCUCACUGAACAGCAUGUUUGGGUUCAGUAGUCAGUUGAGGGCGAGCACGCAGGGGAAAGGAGAGUUUAGCAUGGAGUUUAGUCAUUAUAGUCCAGCGCCACCGCAGCUGCAGAAGGAGCUUGUGGCGAAGUAUGAGAAGGAGCAGAAGGACAGGAAUGCGUAAGGAACGUGUAGUGCACUAGGCAGAAAGAGUGAUAUUGCUAGGUUCCUUUGGAUCUCAUGAUAGGUUUGCGUCGCAUUUAGCAAACGCACCCUAGGAUGCAUAUAGACGAUGGGAUGGUAUCUGGAUUGGAGCGAAUAUGGACUGUAAAAUAUUGUAGUUUGUGGUUUGUGCAUGGUGGUAUGUGGGGGGAAAUGGUAAAGGAAAUAGAUAUCCG